Molecule: messenger RNA, 1673 nt
Organism: Styela clava
Lineage: Eukaryota; Metazoa; Chordata; Ascidiacea; Stolidobranchia; Styelidae
Source: RefSeq, a predicted model, not a curated record
UAAAGGGGACUUCAUUAGUGAGGAAAAUUAUCAACAAUUGUGUCUUGUGCAGAAGAAAGCAGCGUAAACCCGAAUAUCAAGAAAUGUCGGAUUUGCCUGUUGAUAGAGUAACUCCUGAUAAACCACCAUUUUCAUAUGUGGCUUUGGACUGUUUUGGGCCUUUCUUCAUUCGUCAAGGAAGAAGUGAUGUUAAGCGAUAUGGGGUUCUUUUCACAUGUCUAACUACCCGUGCAGUACAUGUGGAAAUAGCUCAAAAUUUGGACAUGAACUCAUUUAUAAUGGCUUUAAGGAGAUUUGUUUCUCGUAGAGGUCAAGUGUUGGAAAUUCGAAGUGACAAUGGUUCAAAUUUUGUGGCCGCUGAACAUGAACUUCGUCAAGCAAUAAAAUGUUGGAAUCAGAAGCAAGUUCAUGAUUAUCUGCUUCAGAAAAAUAUAAAAUGGAUAUUUCAAACACCUUCCGCUUCACAUCAUGGUGGUGUUUUUGAAAGACAAAUUCGGACUGUCAGAAAGGUAUUUAAUUCAAUUUGUCGGGAACAAACUUUAAGCGAUGAGGCUCUAUCCACUUUAAUGUGUGAAUGUGAAUCUAUUAUAAAUGGACGUCCAAUUACAACAGUUUCAAGUGAUGUAAAUGACUUGACACCACUGUCUCCAAAUUCAUUAUUGUUAUUAAAACAAGAACCUGUUCUUCCACCAGGUUUGUUUGAACAAAAGGAUGUGUAUUCGAGGAAACGCUGGAAACAGGUCCAGUAUUUGGCAGAUAUUUUCUGGCAAAGAUGGAGAAAAGAAUAUCUACCUCUUUUACAACAAAGAAAAAAGUGGAACAAACCUCAACGUAAUAUGUGUGUGAACGAUAUCGUUCUCAUUGUGGAUCAUAACUUGCCACGAAAUACCUGGCUGUUGGGUAGAGUUAUCAAGACUUUUCCUGGCAAGGAGGGCCUUGUUCGAUCUGUUAGUGUUCAGACCCAAUAUUCUGUUCUUCAAAGACCUGUUACAAAGCUUAUUUUAUUGCAUGCUUGUAAUUAACAAGUUAGCUCUUGCAUGAAAUUUCUUUUGCAUGACACAAUUUCGUUAUAUUUUGUGUGUUUGUUAUUUGUUUGAAUGUGUGUGUGGAAAUCUGUAAAUUGGUGUAUGUGGACACAAAUUUUCAAUUUCCAAGGGGCCAGGGUGUUACCGCCAAUAUCUUGAAGUAAAAUCAUUUCUCCCGCAAGUUGGCGCCAUGGACCAGCUUAUCGAAUGCUUGGUUAUUGCACCACAAUGAUUUUGUGGAAGUGACGUCAGGGGACCGCGCGCGCUGCAGGAUUCUGGAAGUUUCUGGCUGAUGGCUCUUUUGACGUCGGUCUGAGAGUGUUAUUUUAGGGUUUAUAAUUGAUUAAUUAGUGAACGACUUAGGCUUGUAGUGUUAGUAAAAUGUACUGUAUUUAUUUGUACUGCUAAUAAUAGUGUAUUAUUGAUAUUCCUCACAGUUUUCAUUGUAAUAUUGCUAAGUAAUUCAGUCAAGUUAUUGUGAUUUAAUGUUCAAGUUACUGCUUGACGACCCUUGAGGACACAACGUCAAAAAACCGUACUUCUUUGUACUGUGCAUCUGUUCGUACUGAAGUAUUGCUGUAUUGUUGUUCGUACUGUGUAUCUGUUCAUACUGCAGUACUGCAUCUGUUCGUAUUGUUUUACACUGUU